Messenger RNA from Xenopus tropicalis (tropical clawed frog), 5590 nucleotides. RefSeq names its product patatin like phospholipase domain containing 6 (gene pnpla6). NCBI's taxonomy places the organism in Eukaryota, Metazoa, Chordata, Amphibia, Anura, Pipidae. The record is from RefSeq and is a predicted model, not a curated record. Gene Ontology annotation, cellular component: membrane; endoplasmic reticulum membrane. Gene Ontology annotation, biological process: lipid catabolic process; lipid metabolic process. The transcript is spliced from 33 exons. Gene Ontology annotation, molecular function: hydrolase activity; phosphatidylcholine lysophospholipase A1 activity. Bases 66 to 3743 code for a protein of 1225 amino acids.
CACGUCGGGCACCAGAAGGGAAAGCUGAGCCAAGUAGGCUGAGGGUGACCCGGGCAGGACGGGCAAUGGCAGCCGAUUCACCCUGCAGCCCAGGCGGCGGGGCCCCGAAUGACACAUUCAUGCUUCAUAUUCUGGAGGUGGGGCUUCUUGCUAUGGGAGGAGUCUGCUUUCUGUGUUUUAUCCUGUGGUUGUUACAAAGAAGGACGGCGGAUCCCCAUGUUACUGAUAUUCCAAAGCUACAAGCUCCGAAGAUGCCACAAAAGCUACAGAAGAAGCCAAAAGUGCUCAGUAUCAGGCAAAGGAUUCGGAGGAGGAAAUGGGAAUCACCUUCAGUCCAUCACACAGAACCUCCCCCUGUUCCUCUCCUAAAGCCGGCAGCUGAGCCACUGGCCCCCACACUGCCCCCUGAUGUACUGUACAUGCUGCAGAGUGUCAGAGUCCUUGGUCACUUUGAGAGGCCUCUCUUCCUUGCACUCUGCCAGCAUGUAGUAUAUGAACACUACGAUCCUGACCAAAUCGUGUUUUGCCCUGGGCAACCGGACUCCAGUAUUUACAUUGUGUUGGAGGGAAAGCUGGAGCUGUCACUGACUGAUCCUGAUGGAACAUCAUGGAAUAUGAAAUCCAUUUGCCAAGGGGAUAAUGUGCACAGUCUUCUCAGUAUCCUGGACGUGCUAACGGGACACCAGCGGCCAUACCGUACAGUCACUGCGAGAGCUGUUGAGAAGAGCACCUUAUUGCGGCUUCCCGUAGAGGCAUUUUGCACCAUCUUUAAGAGCUACCCACAGAGCUUGGUUCGCACGGUGCAGAUCAUUGCACUGCGCCUGCAGAGAGUCACCUUCCUUGCUCUGCACCACUACCUGGGCCUGACCAUUGAGCUCUUCCAACCUGAAAAGCCUGAUCCUGCUCAGACUCAACAGCCAAAGCGCCCACGGUUGCUAAGAAGUGUGACGCAUAACGAAGAAGAUAUGUGUAAUCUUGAAGAAAAGAACCCCCCACGCAGAAGAGCGCCACAGCUGGGGAGCAGUAAGUCGGCUCGUUCCUCAGGCUUCUGGCGCUCUCUGGAUUGUGAGUUGGAACAAUCUCAGGCCUUUGAUUCAUUGCAUGACAAUGAGACUUCCAAGCCAAAUUCAUCUACGAAUACAAGGCCUUUGGUGACCGAAAGCGAAAAGGCCAGAGAGGAGAGGAUGAAACUUAUAGAAUCGGGCAAGAAGCAGAUGGCACAAUUGUUGAAUUUGAAGAAUGUUGGCUUGCUGGAUGACAGGGUGACUCUUCAUCAUGCCAAAGCUGAUACGGUUAUUGCCCGGAAGGGGGAGCAGGGAGUCGGAAUGCACUUACUGCUUUCUGGAUGUCUCCAUGUAUAUCAGGGCGUCACUGGUCGAGAAGACUGCUAUGUUUUUGAGACAGGCCCAGGAGAGAUGAUAGGACAACUGACGGUUCUUACUGGGGAGCCCCUGAUCUUUACAAUCAGAGCCAUACAAGACAGCACGUUCCUAUGCCUGAGCCGAGCUCACUUCUACCAGAUUCUGCGCUCCCACCCACAUGUCCUCCUCACAGUUGCCCACUCUGUUGCUCGUCGGGUUUCUCCCUUUGUGCGGCAGGUGGAUUUUGCUAUUGACUGGAUGGGAGUUGAAGCAGGAAAGGAACUCUAUAGAAUGGGGGAUCCAUCUGACUGUACCUACAUUGCCCUGAACGGGCGUUUACGUUCUGUUAUCCAGCACCCAGAUGGGAAGAAAUGUGUGGUCGGAGAACAUGGUCGGGGAGAACUGAUUGGAAUGGUGGAGGCUUUAACCCACAGGCCAAGAGCCACAUCGGUCCAUGCAGUGCGAGACUCGGAGUUGGCUAAAGUACCAGAUGGAGCACUGUCCUACAUCAAAAAGAGAUACCCUCAGGUUGUAACCAGACUGAUUCAUUUUUUAAGCCAGAAAGUCUUGGGAAACCUACAGGAACCACAGGGAGAAUACAUAGACCCAGGUAAUCUUGCCAGCAACCUGUGCACAGUGUGUGUGUUACCCUGCAACAGUAAGGUUCCUCUGACUGCAUUUACCCUGGAGCUGAAACAUGCCCUGAAUGCUAUAGGCCCGACUCUGGUUCUUACUAGUGACAUCAUCAGAGCGCGACUUGGGGCCCAUGCAUUAGAAAGCACACAUGAAUGCCAGCUAUCUACUUGGCUGGCUCAGCAAGAAGAUCUCCAUCGUAUUGUCUUAUACCAAACAGAGCCAUUGAUCACAUCCUGGACUGUGCGCUGUAUCCGCCAGGCAGACUGCAUUUUGGUGGUUGGAUUAGGGGGAGAAGAUCCAGCACUUGGGGAGCUAGAAAUUUUUCUUGAGAGCUCUCCGGUUCGGGCUCUAAAACAGCUGGUCCUUCUGCACCACACUGAGGGCCCAGCACCCUCUGGAACGGUGGAAUGGAUAAACUUGAGGAGCUGGGUCUCGGGACACUUUCAUAUUCAGACGCCCAGACGGGUCUUUACAAAGAGGCCUCUACACAAAGUGCACGAGCUGUAUAGUAAAGUCUUUCAGACAGAAGCUGACCGUCACAGUGACUUUUCUCGCCUUGCGCGCGCAUUAACCGGAAAUACCAUUGCUUUGGUACUGGGAGGAGGUGGAGCAAGAGGCUUUGCUCAUGUAGGAGUGAUAAAGGCAUUGGAGGAGGCCGGAAUCCCUGUGGAUAUGGUUGGAGGGACGUCCAUGGGGGCUGUGGUUGGAGGUGUUUAUGCAGAAGAACUGAAAGCAGCCCAGACCAAGCAUAGGACAAGUAAAUGGGCAAUGGCUCGACUUUCAAUGCUACACUGCAAAGCCUGUUUGGUGAAAGACAGAUUCAGGACUUGUGGCUGCCAUAUUUCUGCAUCAGUACUGACAUCAGCGCUUCUGCAAUGCGAGUUCACAGAGAAGGUGAGAGUAUUCCCCUAUCCCUAUAGAGACAAUCAUGUGCCUUGCUGUGACCCUUUUCCUUCUACAGGGUGUUUAUGGCGUUACGUCCGUGCCAGUGCUUCUUAUACGCCUUACCUUCCCCCACUUUGUGAUCCUCGGGACUCUCAUCUACUAUUGGAUGGCUGCUAUGUCAAUAACCUCCCAGCCGAUGUGGCUCACUCUCUUGGAGCCCGUACUGUUCUUGCAGUGGAUGUUGGCCAGCAGGACAAAUGGGACACAUGGAACUAUGGGGACUCUCUGUCUGGAUGGUGGUUACUGUGGAAACGUAUCAACCCAUGGGCAGAAAAAGUCAAGGUCCCAGACAUGGCAGAGCUACAGUGCAGGUUGUCUUACGUGUCGGGGGUCAAUCAGCUAGAACUGGUCAAGCUUAGCGGAUACUGUGAAUACCUGAGCCCCCCUGUCCAGCGUUUCAGCACAACCGACUUCCAUCGAUUUCAAGAAAUAUAUGAUGUGGGCUAUGACUAUGGGAAACUUAUUUUCACUGAAUGGUACCGUGGGGAUGUUGUUGAAAAGAUGCUGCAGGACCGAAGUGCUCUUGAAUUUUACCAACAACAGGAAGGGGUUACCAGUGGGGUCCCUGGAUUUACUGACCUUGCAGAAAUUGUGUCUUGCAUCGAACCUGUGACCAGCAGACAUCUGUUCCCAGAGGAGCAAGAGGGUAAAGAUGAAAUCACAUUAGGACAAGACAUGGAUGGGUCAAUAGAUGGGCAUGCCUGUGAAACAGAUGAAGAAAAGACCUUGCGGUUGCAAAAUACCAGGUUCUUGGCCAAAUAUACCGAACGGGAUUAUCUGACUAAGCAACAGGUGCUUUAGCUAGAGACCUUCAAGACCUCGCUCCUCUGGAACCCAGUAGAACAUGGCUGCAUAGUUCUCCCCUCCAUGACAGAGGCCUGCAAAAUACUGCUGCAUUUAUCCUUUGCUCUCGGGAUCUUUCAUUUGGUCUUCUCCAGCCCUGACCUAUGGCAUUAAUCCAUGAUAGGUUGGUUGACCAACUCUGCUCUGCUGCCCUGUCCUUCGGAAUGAAGAGCAUCGCUGUUUGUUUCUGGCCAGCCACUAAAGGAUUCCUGUGCAGCUUCAGGAAAUGAACAGUGACUUCAGCUGCACAGAAUCGGUUAUUUUAAAGAAACAGUACAACAUUUCUAACUGAAUUACAUUGCAAAUAUGCUUGUUUAUCGUUUUUUGCCUUUACAUCCCUUUUAAUACAGUGCAGUUCCGUUUAAUAAAUUAACUGACUGGAGCAGUCUUAUAGACUGUCGCUUUGUUCCGUAUAUGGACAUAUUGGAUGAUGAUUAUAUAUGGAUUAUUAAGAUAUAAAUGAUAGCACUAUUUGCAUCUAUCACUUUGCAUAUGUUACACUUAUGUAGCCCACUUUUGCGGAUUCAGUGCUGCUACUUCUAUUGUUUGGCGCAACAGGAGCCCUGAGCCCCGCUUACUAUGGGGGACAGCAAUGGCGUGCCUCCACCCAGGGAUGAUUCUGUGGGACUACAACUCCCACCCUGGGAACUUAAUGCUGUAGUUCAACCCCUCAGGGGAUCCACUCUACUCCCGGCAGUUUUGCCCCUCCCUGGGGUAACUUCUUACCGGCUUGGUUAGUGGUCCUGGGUAUGAAUAAGCUGAACACCGAGGUAUAUAAUGAAACAGAUGGAUCUUUAUUUGGGCUGACCUCUCCAGGAGUGUAAUACAUGCAGUCAGGGCACAUCCACCAUUUCUCCACUCGUAGAGAACCUCUCUCAAAGGGUUACCCACGGUACUCUCGCCAGAUGAUCUUAUCUAGGAGUUCCCCCCGGUACUCUCACCAAGAGACCCUCUCAUAGGGCUCUCCCCGGUACUCACGCUAGGCAGACCCUCCACAAAGACUCACCCCGGUACUCACGCCCAGGCACCCUUUAUUAGGACUCUCCUAUCUAGCAGGGACUUUCUCCCUCUUGCAUAACCACUGUAUGCCCUGAUCUUCCAGCUGAUGUAAUGCUGGAGGGUCUUAACCCCUCUACAGUCCUGGAGGGGCAAUGGCGGCCUAUUCUUACUAUAACUUCCUACAUGGCACUCCUAGAGUGUUCUAUAACAUGAAAACUUCCUAUUUAACCUGUCCAGAGGCAAUCCCCACACUCAAUCUCUCUCAGCACAUGGCAGCACCCCUUUAUAUAGGCUUAUGCACCACCCUGUGGCUGUAACCCGAACUGCAGGGAUACUCCCCAUUAACUAUUGAUGUCCCAGACCAUACCAAGUGUCCCUUUACCAUUACCACCCUGGGGCCUGUCCUAGGGGUAUCCAUCCUGUGAGGCCUAUUUUAUUAAACCCCUACACUUAUUAAUAUAUAUCUUUGUAAUGUUUGUAGUGCAUUAUUAGCUCAUUUAUAGCUUUCUCUCCACAACCAGCUGUACUUUUCUCUCUUAUCUUCCCUUUCCCACUAGAACUUCAAUACUUUUUCUAGAUGUAGGAACAUAUUGUAAAUAAACAAAUUUCAAAGUUUUUAUCCAGAGAAUCCUGAACACCGACACAUUUUUGCUUAUUUUGUAUAGUGUUAUAUAUAGCUUCAUAUGUUCUUUACAAAUGUCUUUCAGUUUUGGUUGUUACUGUUAGUAUUUUAUUCAUAUUUAUACAUUGUGAUCUGUGCUGUUUUAAAGAGUAAAUACCAACAAUAAAAAUAACUGUGUAUUGAA